UUAUAAACGUAGUCUAAAGAGAAAAUUACGUGUGAAGCCAAUUAAAAGAAAAGCCUCUUGUUCUGGUUAUUAUGAGUGGGAUGGGAAAGCCUGAAAAUCCCCAUAGAUACAGUGUCAUUAUUUUGAAGUAAGUUAAAGUAGGUAAAUUCCGUCACGGUAACAAUACUUCACUCUAGUGUCAAUCAUGCAAUUGUACUUCAAUUUUGUUCAAUCGGUUGCACUUUAAUUUGAUUUCAAUUAAGAUAACUUUGUCCAAUUCCACUGAUGAUAAUCGAUGACAUGGCAGUUAAUGAAUGAUGGUUACUACAGUCAACCUUUAGUUGUGGAAAUGAAUUGUAAUUUCAAUAAAAUAAAUGAAAGGCAUCAUUGACUGCUAAACGGAAUUAUACUAAGUUACCCUACAUUUACCUGAUUGAAUAAGAUUGAAUUAUAGGUACCGAAAAUGGAAUCUGCCCGUUCAAAUAGUCUUAUAAAAACUGCAAUCAUAAUUAGGAAAAUUACAUAAUUAUUGAUUAUCUUACUAUGUAUUUCAAUUAUUUCAAACAGCUCGAUCUUAGUAUGCGUAUUUGUUGGUCAUAAGCUCUAUAUCCUUUGUUUUAUCAUAAUUGGUUUUACCGUUGGAGUUUUUUAUGCGCUAUCUUUUUUGUUUUCUUUCUAUUUCGAUUUUGUGACUCUGCUUUUACAAUCAGAUGAUUGAAUCAUGGUUUCAUGAUUGAAUUUUACUUGGAUCAGUUUUCAAUCUUACAAGACCCUUUCCUCCAAUUAUUCUCUUUUAUGCCUUGAUUUUGUGGAGAUUAUCUGUGUAAAUGUUCUGAUUUAUGCAUUUAAAGUCUAAUUUCUUGGCCUUUAUGUUGUAUUUGCAUUUUGUAUAUGUUACCAGUAUUAUGGGCGCAGUGCUAUUUUGCAAGUAUUUGAUAAAUUGGUGGAGGAGAUUGGAAGUCCAGUUGACUUUGAACUUCCUGAAUGGUUACAUAAAUGGAAACCUACACCCUACUCCUUUAUCAGGCGCAAUGUAUAUCUUGAGAAGAAGGUUAAAAGGCGCCAGGAGGAUGAUGGCAUCUUUUGUUCAUGCAGCUCAUCGGCUGGAUCAUCCGGGGUUUGUAGCAGAGAUUGCCUCUGUGGGGGAUUAUACUCUGUUGUGUAUGUUAAUAUUCUUUGGAUGGUACCAUCAUUGUUUCAUGCUGAGGUCGAGCUGCUCUUCGGCCUGUAAUUGUGGAAUCUCUUGUGUGAAUAAGCCCUUCCAUCAACGACCUGUGAAGAAGAUGAAAACAGUUAAGACUGAGAAAUGUGGAUUGGGUGUUGUGGCUGAGGAAGAUAUUAACCAAGGGGAUUUCGUGAUAGAAUAUGUUGGAGAAGUUAUUGAUGACAAAACAUGUGAGGAUAGGCUUUGGAAAAUGAAACACCGUGGAGAGACAAAUUUUUACUUAUGUGAAAUUAAUAGAGACAUGGUGAUUGAUGCGACUUACAAGGGAAACAAGUCCAGAUACAUAAAUCACAGUUGCUGUCCUAACACUGAGAUGCAGAAAUGGAUGAUUGAUGGUGAAACAAGAAUUGGCAUAUUUGCAACUCGUGAUAUUGUAAAGGGAGAACAUCUGACCUAUGACUAUCAGUUUGUUCAAUUUGGUGCAGAUCAAGAUUGCUUCUGUGGUGCUAUAGGCUGCAGGAAAAAGCUAGGAGUUAAGCCUAAUAAAUUGAAACUGCCUACUUCAGAUGCUGCGUUGAAAAUAGUAGCAUGUCAAGUGGCUGCCAAUUUUCCAAAAGUGAAAGCAGCUCUAUCAGGAAAACACGUCCAUUCAAAUGGAUUUCCUGCUGUGGGUGGUUUAGAUUGUAAAUCUGUUUCAAGAAGAAAACCUCGUAAUUGCAUUGGUUCGGUAAUAAGAAUACUCUACUCUCUGGACCAAAGGUCUUUUGGGAUAAUAAAACGAUUUGAUAAGGCCACAAGAAGACAUUUGAUCAUGUUUGAAGAUGGCAGCUCGGAUUUAUUAAAUUUGUCAAAAGAGGAAUGGGAAUUUUGCAACAAUUAAUGUAACUUGUAUUAGACAUAAGAUUCAAUGUACGCAUUACACAGACAUACUGAUCCUGGCCAGUUGGCAUGUUGUACCAAAUGCUCUGUUUCUUGUUCUCAAUUCUUUUGGAAAUCUUACGAAUAAUAGCCAUUAUAUUCUUUUUUUCGUUUGGAUUUGUAUAAGCAAUGCAAAUGUAACUUUAUCAUAGAAUCUGCAUGAUU
Messenger RNA from Olea europaea var. sylvestris, 2227 nucleotides. Its product is annotated as histone-lysine N-methyltransferase ASHH3-like. Gene Ontology annotation, molecular function: histone H3K36 methyltransferase activity; protein binding. Bases 819 to 2024 code for a protein of 401 amino acids. Gene Ontology annotation, cellular component: chromatin; nucleus. Gene Ontology annotation, biological process: regulation of DNA-templated transcription. Lineage: Eukaryota; Viridiplantae; Streptophyta; Magnoliopsida; Lamiales; Oleaceae. The record is from RefSeq and is a predicted model, not a curated record. The transcript is spliced from 13 exons.